UGACAGAAGAUCACAUAGAAGGCAGCUCCGUGAAAGACAUUUUGGUAAAAGGUGAACCUUGAUGAUCCCAGUGAUCUGCGCACUGUUGAUUGUGAUAUUGUGAUUUUCCUGACAGGAAUGUGUGCUCUGCAUGCAAGCAGAAGGAAAGCAUUUGCUGAGCAAAAAAAAUCUGCUGUGUACCACUUCCUCAUAACAUCCACCUUACGGAAAUUGCCUGUGAUAGAAACAGAACGUUUUGACUCAGCAUACACAACUGGCACAGGUGUAUGAAAGAGUGACAGGACAACGAUAAUGAGACAUUGUGGCGAAAUGCUACUACUAGUGCGUGUUGAAGUUGUUGUUUGUACAGGAGGAUUUUGUAAACAUGGAUUUGAUGGAACGAUUGACACCGGAAAUGGAUAAAGAUACCAUAGUUAAGGAGGAGCCACACUGGAGGGACACCAUGUAUCUUAUUCAACUUUCCUCCCACUUAGGAGCAGGUGGGGACACGGUAGACAGUAAGCUCCAAACUAAAAGGACUGUUUAUUUAUUGUUUUUUCAUCCAUAUAUCCUGAGUGCAAUGGCCAGACGAAUAUCGAUUUGUAUUUGGCUGUUAUCUGUUGUGGACUCAUCUCAGAUGUCGAGCCAUCCCAUCAUUGGGAUUCUUGGAAAGUCCAUCAUGUUGCCUUGCAGCCUGAAUUCAUCUGCACCCGUUGUCCCAGCAAGACUCACACUCUACUGGACAGCAAGACUCAAGCACCAGAAGGAGGAGCAAGUGGUCCAUGCCUUAUACAACGGAGAAGAGAACAACGACCCCCAAUUUCCAGUCUACAAAAAAAGGACGCAAAUCUUCAAGGACCAGCUUUCUUCUGGGAAUUUCUCCCUCUUGCUCAAAGAUUUAAGGGUUGAAGAUGACCUCGCAACUUUUUUCCUCUUUUAUCAUCAAGAGGAUGGAGAUUACAACACAGUUAACCAAAACAAAGAGAUGUGCUUGACCACUGUGAAAGUAGCAAAAAGCUACCAUAAACCCAUUGUGACAGUGAACUAUGAAGAAUGGAAGGCAGAAUGCACUUCUCAGGGAGGCUACCCUAAACCUAGACUGACCUGGACCAAUCAGAACGGGUUACUAGACCCCGAGGUUCCUCAGAUUGUUCAGGAUGCAGGAAGUGGAACAUUGAACAUUUCUAGCACGGUGAACAUCACAGAGAAUCAGACUGUGACAUGUGCCAUCUUCAACCCGACUCUGAAAGAGACAUUGAACACCACAAGAUCAACAGGCGGGGAGCAGGCGGGCCUCUCGAGCGGCAUAAAAGCAGGAAUUGGUGUUCUGGCUGUUGCCGUGAUUGGGUCAGCACUGGUGUUAGUCUGCUGGAAAAAGCAUGCAACGGAAUGGUGGCCGAUACACAGGAGAUGAGCCCACUACGACAUAGCCUACUCCAAUGUGUGCUUACUACAAAGUGUUAAACUGGUAAUGUUGAUAAAAUAUUGAUCUAUAGAAUGUUUUUUUUAUCAUUGUUACCAUUUGGCACUUAAACCUUUAAUACAUUUUGAUCCCAGGAUGUGACUGAACACAGUGUCAUAGUGCUGUUAGGAACAAGGUCACUCAAGAACAGGCUUCUCUAGCUACUAAAAUACCUAACCUCAAUUUUGAUUGAUUAUUUGUUAGUACAGUUGAAGUCGGAAGUUUACAUACACUUAUGUUGGAGUCAUUAAGACUUGUUUUUCAACCACUCCACAAAUGUCUUGUUAACAAACUGUAGUUUUGGCAAGUCGGUUAGGACAUCUACUUUGUGCAUGGCACAAGUAAUUUUUCCAACAAUUGCUUACAGACAGAUUAUUUCACUUACAAUUCACUGUAUCACUAAUUUUUCCAACAAUUGCUUACAGACAGAUUAUUUCACUUACAAUUCACUGUAUCACAAUUCCAGUGGGUCAGAAGUUUACAUAUACUAAGUUGACUGUGCCUUUAAACAGCUUGGACAAUUCCAGAUAAUUAUGUCUUGGCUUUAGAGGCUAAUUGACAUAAUUUGAGUCAAUUGGAGGUGUACCUGUGGAUGUAUUUCAAGGCCUGCCUUCAAACUCAGUGCCUCUUUGCCUGACAUCAUGAGAAAAUCAAAAGAAAUCAGCCAAUACAUCAGAAAAAGAAUUGUAGACCUCCACAAGUCUGGUUCAUCAUUGGGAGUAAUAUCCAAAUGCCUGAAGGUACCACGUUCAUCUGUACAAACAAUAGUACGCAAGUAUAAACACCAUGGGACCACACAGCUGUCAGGAAGGAGACGUGUUCUGUCUCCUAGAGAUGAACGCACUUUGGUGCGAAAAGUGCAAAUCAAUCCCAGAACAAAAGCAAAUGACCUUGUGAAGAUGCUGGAGGAAGCAGGUACAAAAGUAUCUAUAUCCACUGUAGAACGAGUCCUAUAUCGACAUAACCUGAAAGGCCACUCAGCAAGGAAGAAGUCACUGCUCCAAAACCGCCAUAAAGAAGCCAGGCUACGGUUUGCAACUGCACAUGGGGACAAAGAUCAUACUUUUUGGAGAAAUGUCCUCUGGUCUGAUGAAACAAAAAUAGAACUGUUUGGCCAUAUGACCAUCAUUAUGUUUGGGGGAAAAAGGGGGAGGCUUGCAAUCCGAAGAAUACCAUCCCAACCGUGAAGCACGGGGUUGGCAGCAUGAUGUUGUGGGGGUGCUUUGCUGCAAGAGGGACUGGUACACUUCACAAAAUAGAUGGCAUCAUGAGGAAGGAGAAUUAUGUGGAUAUAUUGAAGCAACUUCUCAAGACAUCAGUCAGGAAGAUAAAGCUUGGUUGCAAAUGGGUCUUCCAAAUGGACAAUGACCCCAAGCAUACUUCCAAAGUUGUGGCAAAAUGGCUUAAGUACAACAAAGUUAAGGUAUUGGAGUGGCCAUCAUAAAUCCCUGACCUCAAUCCUAUAGAAGAUUUGUGGGCAGAACUGAAAAAGUGUGUGCGAGCAAGGAGGCCUACAAACCUGACUGUUACACCAGCUGUCAAAUGCCUAUGUGAUGCGGGUAAGACGGAGUUCGGCGCAGGACACAGAAAUGAGUAUUAACCGUUACUUUACUCAAAAACAAUAUUCCAUACAGGAGACAAAUAAUCCAGGUCACAAAUCGAGACAACCUGACAAUAACAAACACACACAAAUCCAAGGUGGUAACCAGAGGGUUAAAUAGGGAACAAUGAUUAUGGAAUGGAAACGAGGUGUGUAUAAUGAAUACAAAACAAAUAAAAAAUGAAACUGGAUCGGUGGUGACUAGAAAACAGUUGACGUCGACCGCCAAACGAACAAGGAGAGGGACCAACUUCGGUGGAAGUCGUGACACCAGCUCUGUCAGGAGGAAUGGGCCAAAAUUCUUAUAGUGGGAAGCUUGUGGAAGGCUACCCAAAAGGUUUGACCCAAGUUCAACAAUUUAAAGGCAAUGCUACCAAAUACUAAUUGAUUGUAUGUAAACUUCUGACCCACUGGGAAUGUGAUGAAAGAACUAAAAGUUUAAAUAAAUCAUUCUCUCUACUAUUAUUCUGACAUUUCACAUUCUUAAAAUAAAGUGAUGAUCCUAACUGACCUAAGACAGGGACUUUUUACUAGGAUUAAAAGUCAGGAAUUGUGAAAGCCAAAUACAUUUAAACUCAGGUUAAGGUGUAUGUAAACUUUCAACUUCAACUGUAUAUAUGUCACGUCUGGUCAAGGUGGGUGGAAUCAGGCGCAGAGAGCAGAAAUGCGAAUAAUCAAGUUUAUUCUCCAGUGAACAAAACAACAGUCAACCCAAAAGCAAGACAGGGUGAAAAAACAGCAAAACAGGGAAAAACUAAUAACCGGGAGAAAAAACAGCAAACACCGACAGACAAAACGAAAUGACAAAAAUAACAAUCCCGCACAAAACACAAGGGCGGGACAACCUACAUAAAUACAGAUACUAAUUAACUAAACAACACACAGGUGAAACCAAUUAGACAAAACCAACAGAUACACGAAAAAAGGAUCAGUAGUGGCUAAUAGGACAGUGACGACGACCGCCGAGCACCACCCGAAUGGGCAGGAGAGCCAACUUCGGCGGAAGUCGUGACAGUACCCCCCCCCCCUUGACGCGCGGCUCCCGCAGUGCGCCGCCACCGUCCUCGAGGAUGACCCGGAGGACGAGGUGCUGGGAGAUCCGGGUGGAUGCGGUGGAAAUCACUCAAGAGGGAAGGAUCCAAAAUAUCCCUCACCGGAACCCAGCAUCUCUCCUCCGGACCGUACCCCUACCAGUCCACGAGGUACUGUAGGCCCCCCACCCGGCGUCUCGAAUCUAGAAUGCGUCGAACAGUAUAAGCCGGGGACCCCUCGAUGUCUAGAGGGGGCGGAGGGACCUCAGGCACCUCACCUUCUUGCAGGGGACCAGCCACCACCGGCCUAGGGAGAGACACAUGAAACGAGGGGUUAAUACGGUAAUACCUAGGAAGUUGUAACCUAUGACACACCUCGUUUAUUCUCCUCAGGACUUUAAACGGCCCUACACACUGCGGCCCCAGCUUCCGACAGGGCAGACGGAGAGACAGGUUUCGGGUCGAGAGCCAGACCCUGUCCCCCGGUGCAAACACGGGGGUCUCACUGCGGUGCUGGUCAGCGCUCCUCUUCUGCCGCUCUCCCGCUAACCGUAAUGAGUCCUGAACGGCUUUCCAGGUGUCCUUGGAGCGCUGUACCCAUUCCUCCACCGCAGGAGCCUCGGUCUGACUCUGAUGCCAUGGAGCCAGGACCGGCUGGUAACCUAACACACACUCAAACGGAGACAAGUUAGUAGAGGAGUGGCGUAAGGAGUUCUGUCUAGUUCGGCCCAUGGAACAUACCUUGCCCACUCACCAGGCCGGUCCCGACAAUAGGACCGCAGAAACCUGCCUACGUCCUGAUUAACGCGCUCCACCUGCCCAUUACUCUCGGGGUGAAAACCUGAGGUUAAGCUAACCGAGACCCCCAGUCUCUCCAUAAAUGCCCUCCACACUCUUGACGUAAAUUGGGGACCCCGAUCAGAAACGAUAUCCUCAGGCACCCCAUAGUGCCGGAAGACAUGGGUAAACAAAGCCUCAGCAGUCUGCAGGGCCGUAGGAAGACCGGGCAACGGAAUGAGAUGACAGGACUUAGAAAACCGAUCCACAACGACCAGGAUCGUAGUACUUCCCUGGGACGGGGGAAGGUCGGUGAGAAAAUCCACCGAUAAAUGUGUCCACGGUCGUUGUGGAACGGGGAGAGGUUGUAAUUUACCUCUAGGCAGGUGCCGAGGAGCCUUGCUCUGAGCACACACUGAGCAGGAGGAGACAUAAAAUCUCACGUCUUUAGCCAGUGUGGGCCACCAGUAUCUCCCUCUCAGACUCUGCACUGUCCUCUUGAUACCAGGAUAACCCGAGGAGGGAAGAGUAUGAGCCCACCUAAUCAGCUUGUCCCUGACCAACCUCGGCACGUACUUGGACCCAACUGGACAGUUAGGAGGAGCCGGCUCUGAUCGUGAGGCCCUCUCUAUCUCAGCAUCCACCUCCCAUAUCACCGGUGCCACGAGACAUGACGGUGGAAUAAUGGGAGUUGGCUCUACUAGCCGUUCCUCGGUAUCAUAUAGGCGAGACAGUGCGUCAGCUUUAGUGUUUUGGGAGCCUGGCCGAUAAGUGAGGUUAAACUGGAACCUAAUAAAAAACAUGGCCCAUCUAGCCUGACGUGGAUUUAGUCUCUUAGCUUUCCGGAUGUACUCAAGAUUACGAUGGUCAGUCCAGAUGAGAAAAGGGUGUUUAGCCCCCUCAAGCCAGUGUCUCCACACCUUCAGGGCCUUGAUUACAGCUAACAACUCCCGGUCUCCCACAUCAUAGUUUCGCUCCGCUGGGCUGAGUUUGCUCGAAUAGAAAGCACACGGGCGGAGUUUGGAUGGCACGCCCGAGCGUUGGGACAGCACGGCUCCAACCCCAGCCUCGGACGCAUCCACCUCCACUAUGAAAGCUAAAGAGGGGUCCGGAUGCGCCAACACGGGCGCGUUGGUGAACAGCUCCUUCAGACGACUGAAAGCUCUAUCCGCCUCUGCUGACCAACGCAAGCGCACCGGUCCUCCCUUCAGCAGUGAGGUAAUGGGAGCAGCCACCUGACCAAAACCCCGGAUAAACCUCCGGUAGUAAUUGGCAAACCCUAAAAACCGCUGCACUUCUUUCACCGUGGUCGGAGUCGGCCAAUUACGCACGGCUGUAACGCGAUCAUCCUCCAUCACCACCCCGGAGGUGGAAAUACGAUACCCCAGGAAGGAAACGGACUGUUUGAAAAACUCACAUUUCUCCGCCUUGCAAUACAGGUCAUGCUCCAGUAGUCGCCCAAGUACUUUACGCACCAAAGACACAUGCUCCGCGCGUGUGGCAGAAUAAAUCAAAAUGUCAUCAAUGUACACUACCACUCCAUGCCCAAGCAGGUCUCGGAGAAUCUCAUCUACGAAAGAUUGGAAAACGGCUGGAGCAUUCUUCAACCCGUAUGGCAUGACGCAGUAUUCAUAAUGACCAGAGGUUGUACUAAAUGCGGUUUUCCACUCAUCUCCCUUCUUGAUACGUACCAAAUUAUACGCGCUCCUCAGGUCCAGUUUUGUGAAGAAUCGCGCCCCGUGAAAUGAUUCCAUUGCCGUAGCGAUGAGAGGUAGGGGGUAACUAAACCCCACUGUGAUGGAAUUUAGACCUCUAUAAUCAAUACACGGACGCAGACCUCCAUCUUUCUUCUUCACAAUAAAGAAGCUUGAGGAGACGGGUGAUACGGAGGGCUGAAUGUAUCCCUGUCCCAGCGAUUCGGAAACAUAUGUUUCCAUCGCAACUGUCUCCUCCUGGGACAAUGGAUACACGUGACUCCUAGGAAGUGCAGCGUUUUCCAGAAGGUUUAUCGCACAGUCCUCUCGUCGAUGAGGUGGUAAUUGGGUCGCCCUCCCUUUACUGAAAACGAUAGCCAAAUCGGCAUACUCAGAGGGAAUGCGCACGGUGGAAACUUGGUCUGGACUCUCCACCGAGGUCGCACCAACGGCAACUCCUAUGCACCUACCUGAACACUCCUCUGACCACCCCUUAAGAGCCCCCUCUCGCCAGAAAAUCACUGGGUUGUGUUGAGCUAACCAGGGAACCCCCAACACCACUGGAAACGCUGGUGAAUCUAUAAGGAACAGGCUAAUCUGCUCCUUAUGAUCACCCUGCGUUACCAUGUCCAACAGCACCGUAGCCUCCCUAAUUACUCCUGACCCUAAUGGUCGGCUAUCUAAGGAGUGCACGGGGAAAGGUCGAUCUAACGACACCAGGGGAAUCCCUAGCCUCAACGCAAACCCACGAUCCAUAAAAUUCCCAGCUGCGCCUGAAUCAACUAGCGCCUUAUGCUGUAGAAAUGGGGAAAAACCCGGGAAAGAAAUUAAUACAAAUACAUGACUGACAGGAAGCUCUGAAUGAGUUUGGUACUUACUCACCUGGGGUGAUCGAGCAGUGUUCUGCCUGUCCUCCCGACUCCCUGACGAGUUUCUCCAGCACCGGUCGGACGUGUGCCCUCGUCGACCACAACUGGUGCAGGAGAAUACUCCUCCUCCAGUCCUCCUUGACGCUGUACCUCCCAAAUCCAUAGGGAUAGGAUCUGGGGGGCUGGGGAUAGGAAACGACAGGACUUGAUCCGAACGCCCGCGAGCAGCCAGCAAGUUGUCGAGACGGAUAGCCAGAUCGAUAAGACCAUCGAGUGUGAAUGUGGUGUCUCGACAUGCUAGCUCCCUGCGGACGUCCUCCCUGAGACUACAUCUAAAAUGAUCAAUCAAGGCCCUGUCGUUCCGUCCUGCUCCUGCUGCUAAAGUCCUGAACUCAAGGGCAAAAUCCUGUACGCUCCUCGUCUCCUGACGCAGGUGGAACAGCCGUUCACCCGCCGCCCGACCCUCGGGUGGAUGGUCAAAAACAGCUCGAAAUCGGCGGGUGAACUCUGGGUAAUUAUCCUUAGCAGAGUCCGGACCAUUCCAAACUGCGUUAGCCCACUCAAGGGCUCGCCCAGUCAAGCAGGAGAUGAGGGCGCACACGCUCUCCUCUCCAGAGGGAGCCGGACGCACGGUAGCCAGGUAUAAUUCCAGCUGAAGAAGGAAACCCUGGCACCCAGCCGCCGAUCCGUCAAACGCCCCUGGGAGUGUCAGCCGAAGAGCCCCAGAGCCAGAUGAGGUCGCAGGAACAGGAGGUGCUGGAGAAGGGGUGGGUAAAGAAGAUGUGGGGAGGCCACUCCUCUCCCAUCGAUCCAUUCUCUCCAUCAUUUGGUCCAUAGCAGAACCAAUCCGGUGAAGCACGCUGGUAUGAUGGAGGACCCUCUCUUCCAUCGAUGGGAGAGGAGACGCUGCUGCUCCUGCUGAUUCCAUGGCAAGGUGCGGGAUUCUGUCACGUCUGGUCAAGGUGGGUGGAAUCAGGCGCAGAGAGCAGAAAUGCGAAUAAUCAAGUUUAUUCUCCAGUGAACAAAACAACAGUCAACCCAAAAGCAAGACAGGGUGAAAAAACAGCAAAACAGGGAAAAACUAAUAACCGGGAGAAAAAACAGCAAACACCGACAGACAAAACGAAAUGACAAAAAUAACAAUCCCGCACAAAACACAAGGGCGGGACAACCUACAUAAAUACAGAUACUAAUUAACUAAACAACACACAGGUGAAACCAAUUAGACAAAACCAACAGAUACACGAAAAAAGGAUCAGUAGUGGCUAAUAGGACGGUGACGACGACCGCCGAGCACCACCCGAAUGGGCAGGAGAGCCAACUUCGGCGGAAGUCGUGACAAUAUACUUCAUGUUCUGUUAAAAAAACACACAAAAAACACUUGAUCUCAGUUGAAGCUGACGUUUAUCUCAACGAGUAGCAACUCAAAAUACAAUGGAAAUAGAAUCACCAAAUCACCUAGUAUUUUCCGAUCAAAAACAUAUAAACAAAAUAGUAGAUAUUAGACGAUUAGUGAUGAGCACAACACAACACUUCAAUAUUCACCAACACCCAAAUAGGCCUGUCAACAUUAUUGCAGUGUUCUAUUCAUUUAUGCUGUCAUUUUGAUUUGUUAGUUUCCUCAGUUUUUUCAGGGACCCCUUGAAAGCUCAGUGCAGUCCCAAUGCCUCUGGUUAAGAAACACUGUGCCACUGUGCCAUGCUGAUGCUAUAGGGAGGAACAUAGGCAGGGUUGGUCUUAAGCACAUCUGCUUUGGGUUUUACAAUUCCAGUAUUAAGCCUGGUUGACAAAAAAAGUGCAAUGAUGUCAGUUGGUUUACCUUGGUUUAAUCAUGUUUUCUUUAUUAUUUUUAUGAUCCAUGACAAUGAAGGACUGAAAAUGUUCUUUAUGUUCUCUGUUACAUUCCUAUUCAUAUGCUUCAAAUAUUAUUGAAUUGUAUUAAUGGGGUUAUUCUUGUGUUUUUUACUUAGCUUUCUGUACAGUGGUAAUGGGUCAAUUUUAGUUAAACCAGAAAUGUUCAUUGAUUGGCAGCUACACAGAAUCUGAUAUGACUUGGAACUUAAUAAAUGACAAUGAUCUGAAACAAGACAUUUUGAAAUGUUGUACAAUACUACUAUCUAGAGGUUCUUUGUGUUUCAACAGUAAGAUUGCAUGCUAUGUUUUUUUCUUUUUUUUUACCUCAUUGAGCUUUAAACCAAUAAAAGAUUCCUCUUGA
Oncorhynchus masou masou (cherry salmon) is the source of this 9627-nucleotide messenger RNA. RefSeq names its product CD276 antigen homolog. The coding region runs from base 365 to 1393 and encodes 342 amino acids. NCBI's taxonomy places the organism in Eukaryota, Metazoa, Chordata, Actinopteri, Salmoniformes, Salmonidae. Gene Ontology annotation, molecular function: signaling receptor binding. The record is from RefSeq and is a predicted model, not a curated record. Gene Ontology annotation, cellular component: external side of plasma membrane. Gene Ontology annotation, biological process: regulation of cytokine production; T cell receptor signaling pathway. The transcript has 5 exons.